Molecule: messenger RNA, 904 nt
Organism: Misgurnus anguillicaudatus (oriental weatherfish)
Lineage: Eukaryota; Metazoa; Chordata; Actinopteri; Cypriniformes; Cobitidae
Gene: thap4
Product: THAP domain containing 4
Source: RefSeq, a predicted model, not a curated record
CCCAGAAUUCUUAGCGUUUAGGCAGGAAGUAAAUACUUUAAUGACAAACAAACCGUAGCGCACCUGCGGAAUUCUUAAAUACAUUUAAUCUCACUUAAAGUUGUUCAAACCUGUGUAUUUGGAAAUCAAGCGCAAUGUCAUGCCCUUUCAAUCAAUCUGUUCGUGUGUCCGCAGCGGAGCUGAACCCCGCAGUGUUACCGCUGGAUUGGCUCCUGGGUACCUGGCAGUCUGAUGAACCAGGAGAAGGAUCUUUCCCCACAAUCUCAUCUUUUCGUUACACAGAAACGCUACAUUUCUCACACGUGGGACAACCUGUGAUAAAUUUUAUGUUUAAUGCGUUCCAUGCCGAGAGCAAAAAGCCACUUCACAGAGAGUGUGGCUUUAUUAGGCUUCAGCCAGGCACCAAUAAAGUGGCCUUCAUCAUUGCACAAAACUCUGGUCUUGUGGAAAUUGAGGAGGGUGAACUCACUGGACAGCAGCUGACUCUGCAAAGUACCGCCCUGGCUAGAACAUCUUUUGCCAAGAAGCCUCAUGUUCAGCAGAUCUGCAGGCACAUCCAGCUGAAGCCCGAUGGAAGGCUGGAACAGACCGUCUCUAUGGCUUUGCAAGGACAGCCUCUGGCCCAACAUUUGCACAUCACCUACCGAAAGACUGAGUGACCAACUGAACUGUGGCUUUAAAGAUGCUUCUCAAUGAACUUGAACUAUGUACAUCUCAUUUGAUGCAUAAUAUUGAUAGUUCAUAAACAUGCAUUUGCAUGCAAUAGGGAACAUGCACAUACAAAAAAAUACAAUCAAUUUUUUUUAUAUAAAGCAACCAAAUUAUUAAGUAGUUUGUGUAAAAUGGUGAUUCAUGGGGAAUGAAGAUAUGCACUAAAAGAAAAUAAAUAGCACUGACAAAUAUC